UCAAACACAACGGUCGUGCCACGCGACUCCCGCGCAGUAUGGACACGCGAUAAUUCACAACAGAAUUCGAUAUUAAAAUUAAUAACGAUUCUUUUCUCUUACAUAAUAAAAAUGUCGAAAGUACCAUUAGUUAGGAAAGCGAUUGUAGGAGCUACUUUAGCCCAUAAUGCGCCUACGAACAAUCCUAAUCCACUAGUGUUAGAUCCGACUGAAAAUCAAUGGACACCCGCCGCGUUAGAAAGGGCUGGUUCCACACUGAAAGCUCUGAAUCGCAUGGCGAAGCGACCGCCUGUACAUAUAUUAUUUGAAGAUGUCGGAUUUACUACCAGCACACAUAAAGAAGAGCGUCUGAUACUGCGCAACGUGUCGGGUGAGUUCCGGUCCGGGGAGCUGACUUGCGUGCUCGGCCCCUCGGGCGCCGGCAAGUCCACACUGCUGAACAUACUAGCUGGAUAUACGACAAAGGGAGUGAGCGGUCGUAUAACAGUAAACGGCCACGCGCGCGACAUGCGGGUGUUCAAGAAACUUAGCAGUUACAUAAUGCAGGAUGACCUACUGCAGCCGCGCCUCUCUGUCUGCGAGGCGAUGCGAAUCGCCGCAGACCUGAAACUGGGAAAAGAACUGGGGAAAGCGGAGAAGGAACUCAUCGUUGAAGAAAUCCUGCAGACGUUAGGAUUAUGGGAACACAGAAAUACAAGAUCUGAACAUCUCUCCGGAGGGCAGUCGAAACGCCUAUCAGUCGCUUUGGAGCUUGUCAACAAUCCACCAAUUAUCUUCCUGGAUGAGCCAACAACAGGUCUGGACGUCGUUUCUAUCAGACAACUAGUGGUGUUAUUACGACUACUCUCUCGACAAGGUCGCACCAUAAUAUGCACCAUUCACCAACCGUCCGCUUCCCUAUUCUCACUCUUCGAUCGGGUUUACGUACUGUCAAGAGGAAUGUGUUGUUACCAGGGUGCAGCACCGCUUCUCGUUCCAUUCCUGACCGAAGUAGGACAGAUCUGUCCAUCGACGCACAACCCAGCAGAUUUCGUGGUAGAGACAGUUGCCAGCGAUCCCGAAGCCUCCGCAGAGAUGUCUGAGCUCUGUCAGAAUGGAAAGCUGUGCCGAAAAUUGGACAGAAUGACGUUAAGAGGCGGAAGGAAGCCAGUACUGCACUCAGACGAAUCCAUCCAAAGAAUCUUCGUUGAGCACAUAGCUAAAGAACAAAUGCAGAAAAUGGAAUUUCCAACCACCUUCCUGACGCAGUUUCUCAUAUUAACAAAGCGAAUGUUUAUGCAGAGCAGAAGGAAUUCGAUAACACUAUGGAUACAGUUGAUUCACCACGUGGUAUCCGCAGUGCUUCUGGGAAGCAUUUUCUUGUUCGUUGGUAACGAUGCAGCCGUGCCUAUCGUUAACUUCAAGUUCUGCAUAAGUGUUCUUGUGUUCUUCAUGUAUACUUACAUCAUGAUACCUGUACUGUUGUUUCCUUUGGAGGUUCGCAUGCUAAGACGUGAAUACUUCAACCGCUGGUACGGUCUUAAAGCGUAUUACGCAGCUCUGACGUUUUCAUCUCUGCCUGUUAUGGUGCUUUUCGGCUUACUGUUUCUUGUAAUCGUCUAUCUCAUGUCAGGACAAAUUCUAGAAUGGGAUCGGUUUAUCUUGUUCGUAUUUUGCGCUAUACUGAUCGCCAUCUGUUCUGAAGGCUUUGGACUUGUCGUGGGCUCUGCCUUCAAUGCUACCAAUGGCUCCAUAGUAGGUCCUGCAACAGUUUCUCCAUUGCUGGUUCUUUGCUGCUAUGGAAUGGGAUUCGGACCGUAUAUAGAAACGAGAAUGAAGAUUUUAAUGUCAUUAUCGUACUUGCGUUACGGAUUGUCAGGUUUAUCUAUUGCAUUGUACCAAAAGAGAACGUCUAUGGAAUGCCAUCAAGAUUUCUGCCUGUACUCCGAUCCUAAACUUAUUCUACGUGAUGUUGGUAUGGCGAAUGAAACUUAUUACAUGCAAAUUAUUGGUUUACUUGGCUUUAUUAUAAUUCAUAGGUUGAUAGCUUACUUUGUACUACGUUAUCGACUUACAUCGGAAUUCUCAAAUAAAUUUAUGUCAUAUAUUAGCAAAUUUUUAAAACAUAGAUAAUUUUUUUUUGUCUCUGAAUCUAGGAAGAAUCUUAAAAGUGCACAAAAUAGAAUUAUAUGGCCUGGAAUUUGCUAAGGUUUAACAUCAAAUCUCUUUUUAAAUUUGAAUACAGAAAGUAAUUCAAUAUUUGUUACAUAUUUAUGU
Messenger RNA from Papilio xuthus (Asian swallowtail), 2256 nucleotides. Its product is annotated as ATP-binding cassette sub-family G member 1-like. NCBI's taxonomy places the organism in Eukaryota, Metazoa, Arthropoda, Insecta, Lepidoptera, Papilionidae. The coding region runs from base 112 to 2112 and encodes 666 amino acids. Gene Ontology annotation, cellular component: plasma membrane. The transcript has 11 exons. Gene Ontology annotation, biological process: transmembrane transport. Gene Ontology annotation, molecular function: ABC-type transporter activity; ATP binding; ATP hydrolysis activity. The record is from RefSeq and is a predicted model, not a curated record.